Humulus lupulus (European hop) is the source of this 3038-nucleotide messenger RNA. RefSeq names its product multiple RNA-binding domain-containing protein 1. The coding region runs from base 217 to 2760 and encodes 847 amino acids. Gene Ontology annotation, molecular function: RNA binding. NCBI's taxonomy places the organism in Eukaryota, Viridiplantae, Streptophyta, Magnoliopsida, Rosales, Cannabaceae. The transcript is spliced from 15 exons. The record is from RefSeq and is a predicted model, not a curated record.
UGAGGGAUAUAAUUUGAGCGCCUACAUAGCUUCGUAACGCCGCCGUUGUUACUCCCACACUUCCCCGUCUCCUGGAGUUUUUCAGUUUCUCUGUUCUCUGUACCCUUCAACGGAGCCGUUUGAUAUUCGUUCUGCAGUAUAGCUGAGGACCGUACACUUCUAUCCACUUUACUCUCAGUUCGAACAAAUAUUUCUUCGAACUAAAAGAAAGGAAGAAUGUCAAGGAUAUGUGUGAAGAAUUUGCCGAAAUAUGCGGCAGAGGAUCGUCUCCGCGAAUUCUUUUCUCAGAAAGGAGAAAUUACGGAUGCAAAGCUCAUGCGCACCAAGGAUGGUAACAGCAGACAAUUCGCUUUUGUUGGGUACCGGACGGAACAUGAGGCCGAAGAAGCUAUUAGAUACUUCAACAAAUCCUAUUUUGAUACUUGUAGGAUAUCCUGUGAGAUUGCUCAUAAAGUUGGUGAUCCAAACAUUCCUCGCCCAUGGAGUCGUUAUUCUUCAAAAACUGAUGAAAAAACAACUAAAGAUGGGAAUAAAGUCGCUGUUAUAAAAAAUUCUAUCCUUAUGGGAUCAGAAAGAGAGAAAAAGAAUCUGAAAGAGGACGGCAACAAUGAGGACCCUCAGGUCCAAGAAUUUCUACAGGUUAUGCAGCCAAGAGUUAAAUCGAAAUUGUGGGCAAAUGACACGUUGAUAACUUCUACAACUAGCAAUGAUAGUAAAGUUAGAGAGAAGCAAACUCAUACAAAUAAGGAAAGAAUAGAGAAAUCAGCUACAAUACAUAUCGAGUCGGGUGGAGAUGAGAAUGCAGAAUAUGCAUCAUCACCAGACAAGCAAGUGGCUAACAAUUUAGAAAGUCCUGCCCAUGAUGAUGUCAUUUCGGAUAUGGAUUACUUCAAGAGCAGAGUAAAGAAGAACUGGUCAGAGUCAGAAAGCAGUGACAGUGAUGAUAAUGAGGAUGAUAGUGAUUCAUCAAAAGAAAGCCCCAUAGAGCAGGAUGUUCAAGAACAAGUUCCAAAUGAACCAUUAAAUUCACUUGAGAUGGAUGUUUCCAGAAAAGAAGAUGAAGAGGAAGAUUCUCAUGAAGAUUCUGCUGGUGACAUGUAUGACCAAGAUGAUAAAGAAGUAAUUGAGACCAGUCGUCUUUUCGUUCGUAAUCUGCCAUAUACUGCAACUGAAGAGGAGCUGGAGGAGCUGUUUAGCAAAUUUGGGACAGUCUCAGAAGUCCAUCUUGUUAUUGAUAAAGAUACCAAGCGUCCCAAGGGGUUUGCAUUUGUUAAUUAUUCACGUCUGGAGUUUGCAGCUAGAGCAUUAGAGGAAUUAGACCAUUCAAUUUUCCAAGGAAGACUGUUGCAUGUUAUGCCAGCUAAACAAAGAGUUUCAUCUGAGAAGCUCGAGCAUGAUGUGGCGAGUCAAGGUUUAAAAUCUUUUAAGCAACGGAGGGAAGAAGAAAGGAAGGCAUCAGAAGCUAGUGGAGAUACUAAAGCAUGGAACACUUUGUUCAUGCGCCCUGAUGCUAUUGCUGAGAACAUUGCUAGGACUUAUGGUGUGAGAAAGGGCGAUUUACUUGACACAGAAGCAAAUGAUCUUGCCGUACGUCUAGCACUCGGAGAAACUCAAGUGAUUAAGGAGACAAAAAAGGCUCUUAAGAUUGCUGGAGUAAAUGUAGAAUCUUUAGAGGACUUUGCUGCUGGGAGAACUGAUGGCAUGAAAAGAAGCAACCAUGUUUUUCUUGUGAAGAACUUGCCAUAUGGAUCUUCUGAUGGCGAGCUAGCUAAGAUGUUUGGUAAAUAUGGGAGUUUGGACAAGGUCAUUCUUCCUCCAACGAAGACAGUAGCUUUGGUUGUUUUUCUUGAACCUGCUGAAGCUCGUGCAGCCUUUAAAGGAUUGGCAUACAAACGUUACAAGGAUGCUCCAUUAUAUCUAGAAUGGGCUCCAGCUAAUAUUCUUAGUCAAAUUCCAACACCUGAGGACAAUGAAAAGAGAAGCGUUGUUGUUGGUGAACAUGAUGUCAAGAGGGCUAUCUUAGAGCAACAUGUAGAAGGAUUAUCAGAUGUGGAUGCUGAUCCUGAUAGAGUUGAGUCACGGUCUCUCUUUGUCAAGAAUCUGAAUUUCAAGACAUCUGAUGAGACUUUGAAGAAGCAUUUUAUAGAUCACAUGAAGAAGGGAUCAAUUUUAAGUGUUAAGGUAAAGAAGCAUAUGAAAAAUGGAAAGAAUGUCUCAAUGGGUUAUGGUUUUGUAGAAUUUGACUCCAUGGAGACGGCCACAAGUGUGCCAAGAGAUUUACAGGGAACUAUUUUGGAAGGACACGCUCUCACAUUGCAGCUCUCUCAUGCCAAGAAAGAUGGACAGGCUCCGAAAAAACUUGAGAAGGAUAAGAGUUCCACAAAACUUCUUGUAAAAAAUAUUGCUUUUGAAGCAACAAAAAAAGAUAUCAGGCAGCUGUUUAGUCCAUUUGGCCAGAUUAAAAGCCUAAGACUGCCAGUGAAGAUGGGCAGUCAAAACCACAGAGGUUUUGCAUUUGUGGAGUUUUUCACAAAGCAAGAGGCACAAAACGCCCUUCAAGAACUUUCAAGCACCCAUCUGUAUGGUCGCCAUCUGGUACUUGAGAGAGCAAAAGAGGGUGAAACCUUUGAAGAAUUACGAGCCCGAACAGCUGCUCAUUUUCUCAACGAGGAGAAUGGGUUUCAAAAUCCUACCAAGAAGAGGAAGAACAUGGCUGUCUUGGAUGAGGGGAAAAUGAAGUUUCAAAGAACUGAGAGUUAGUGCUUAAAUUGGUUUGGUUAUUAUUUAACAGAGUAAAAAAAAAAAUUAUUUGUGUUAGGAUAGGGACAAUGCCAGACCCGUUUUUGAAUUUUUUUUUUGGGAGCUGGCGUUUACAAUGCUUUUUGAGGUUUUUUUUUCUUUCUCUUCUAUUUGUUUUCGCCCUGUCGUGUAAAUUAAAGUACAAUCAUGCAGAUUUUAGCCCAAUUUUUGUGAUCUGAAUAUUGUACCAGAGUUGUUUUUUUACAUGAAAGAAAGUCAUACAUACAAUCUUACAGAUA